AAAACAAAUUAACGAGACGAAAAACACUUUUACCAGUCCCGAAACAAAUUUACAAUGACAGAUUCUUCACGGAAAGGGAAUGUACCAUACACCGGAAGUGACACGGUGAAAGGUGUUGUUGUUGGUGAGCGCGGUAAAUUCGUGUUGUGGUUGUGGAGUUAAUGGCGUAAAUAAAGUUUAUGGUGACAGCGGCCGAGGGAUGUUUUGCCCGUUUUGUGGCAAACACAUGAGCAGCUUAACGCGGUUUUGCUUUUCGUGUGGUCGGUGUUUGGAGUUUCUAAAGGACGCGGACCAGACGGAAACACCAGACAUACUUCAUCAAUGUGUUCAAUAUUUUAACGAGGGCCACUCGUACGCUGUAAUCGUGGACAUGAUGUCAAGUCUACACGGUGUAAACAUCAGCUUGAGGACUCUUAAAAGUAAACUGAACGAAGCCGGGUUGUACCGCAGAAAGGAUUAUUCCUCUCCAAACUCCGUGAGUAACGCCAUCAGAUUGGAACUUCGUGGACCUGGACAACUAUUUGGCUACCGCACGAUGUGGCAAGUACUUAAACAAAAGUACAAUUUUCGAGUGAAGAGAGAUGAUGUGAUGAAUUUGCUCCGGGAGCUUGAUCCUCGAGGGUGUGAGAGCAGAACACGCAGAAGGUUUACAAGAAGAACCUACCACUCAAUGGGACCUAACUAUAUGUGGCAUGCAGAUGGCUAUGAUAAACUUAAGCCAUUCGGUUUGGCCAUAUCGGGAUGCAUAGAUGGAUUUUCACAUGAAGUACUGUGGCUUGAAUGUGGACCAACAAAUAAUAACCCAACAGUGAUUGCUCACUAUUUCAUGUCAUGUGUGCGAAACCUCGGUGUCAUCCCCAUGAGACUGAGGACUGAUUGCGGCACUGAGAACGGCAUAAUGGCUGCAAUUCAAUGUAUGCUACGCCACCAUCACAGUGACUACUACUCUGGUGCGUCCAGCCACAUGUACGGCUCAUCUACAAAUAACCAGCGUAUUGAGUCCUGGUGGUCUAUAUUUAGAAAGGGAAGGUCUCAGUUCUGGAUGGAGUUAUUUGCAGACCUUAGAGAAGCCGGAUACUUCAACGGGAGUCAUGAGCACCAGUGCCUAUUGAGACAUUGCUUUGGUGAUGUUAUUCAGAAGGACUUGGAUGAGUGUGUGAGACUGUGGAACAGUCACAGGAUUCGCCCUUCCAGAACAGCAGCAUGUCCAGGAGGAGUGCCCAAUGAACUCUACUACUUACCACACAGGUUUGGCUCCAGAGACUGCGGAUUUCAAAUUGAACAGGCUGAACUGGAUGCCCUUCCUGAGGCUAGCUUGUCAAUGACUCCUUGUGGGGACCCAAACAUGCAGGAGUACUUGGACUUUGCCAUGGAACACAAUCAGUUACAGAAGCCAGAGAACUGGGAGUCUGCAUCAGAACUGUACAUGAAACUAAAAGAAAUGGCUCAGCUAUGAAAUGAUCAAAAAGGGAGGGUUUUUUGUAGUGAUGGAAUACUGUUGUCUGUCUGAACACAAUGUUUAUGAAUCUGUCACCCACAGCUUAAGUGUUUUUAAGUGUGAAGUAAAUUAAUCAAAAAUAGUAAUAAGUAUUUAUUACAUUUUUGUAGUAUAGAAAACAAUACUUCUUGAACUACUUGUUUCUUUAUCUAAAACAGUGAUUCACAGAGAGAUCCCAGUUUGAGAGUCACAAAUCUAAAACAUUUUCAAAAUGUUAACAGUGAGAAAAACAUGCUCACAUACUGCUACAUUAUAAAAACAAUUUGGGUAACUGCACUUUAAAGUGAACCUUUAACAACAACAAUGUUUUCAGAGUCUUAACUCUAGGGUUUAUCCAUCAUUUAGCUUAAAAACAGCCAAAUCCCGGACUAUUUUGAAUUCCAAAGUCCAUUUGUGACUUAAACAAAGUGUAUGAGUCUAGGAGUGGUAAUUUCAAGGAGUUUGUACAUGUAUUUGCCAUUGGGAACGCAGAGUCAUCCAGGAACUCUAUUUGUGGAAGUGGUUCCAAGCCAGAUGGGGGAAGUGAAGACAGCCCAGUAGCAAACAUCAAAACAUCUUCCACAGACACAGCAGCCUGGCCUUCUGCAAGAAAAAAACAAUUCAGAUACAUAAUUAGGGGUUCAAGCUCAAAGAGCUGAAACCCUAUUGUAAUUGUACUGAUUUUUAUUAUUAGGGUUUUUUUAUUAUAAGUUUUCUGGCCUGUAAUCACGUGAUGCAUAUCAUUUGAUAGAUAUCCUCAUACUGAACAACUUUGCCUCAAGUACUACUGCUGUCAGUCAAAUUGUUCAUCAGAAAUUUGCUAUCAUCUUAAAAACCUACUUGCGCUUGAACUAGUCCUAGAUUUGCUUAAAGGCCGGAAAUGCUUGAACCCUGAUAAAUGCUGCUUGCAGCUUUAAUUUCCAUGUGUUUUCUUAACUAGUUAUAAAAACAAAUAAA
This is a messenger RNA of Siniperca chuatsi (mandarin fish), 2434 nucleotides long. RefSeq lists its product as uncharacterized. Lineage: Eukaryota; Metazoa; Chordata; Actinopteri; Centrarchiformes; Sinipercidae. The record is from RefSeq and is a predicted model, not a curated record. Bases 200 to 1456 code for a protein of 418 amino acids. The transcript is spliced from 3 exons.